AAAUACACACCAGCAAAGAUGGUAUGUGCAGCUAUACACAUUGCAGUCGUAGCAAUGCUCGUCUCCCUUACAGCAUUAGCAAUAGCUGACGAAUCCGACAAUAACCAACGGGAAGCUCUGCUCUGCAUCAAAUCACACCUCUCAAGCCCAGAGGGAGGCGCCCUCACCACAUGGAACAAUACCUCGCUCGACAUGUGCACCUGGCGCGGCGUGACAUGCUCCAGCGAGCUCCCAAAGCCUCGUUUGGUCGUGGCCUUGGACAUGGAGGCACAGGGCCUCAGCGGAGAAAUCCCACCCUGCAUCUCCAACCUCUCGUCCCUCACGAGAAUCCACCUCCCCAACAAUGGCCUCUCCGGUGGCCUCGCAUCCGCAGCCGAUGUUGCCGGGCUCCGAUACCUCAACCUCAGCUUCAACGCGAUCGGCGGUGCGAUCCCAAAACGCCUUGGUACGCUUCGCAACCUUUCGUCCCUGGACUUAACAAACAACAACAUUCAUGGCGAGAUCCCGCCGUUGCUUGGGAGCUCAUCUGCCUUGGAAUCCGUCGGUCUCGCCGACAACUACCUGACCGGAGGAAUCCCAUUGUUCUUGGCUAAUGCGUCCUCGCUCCGCUAUCUUUCCUUGAAGAACAAUAGCCUCUAUGGGAGCAUCCCUGCAGCACUUUUCAACAGCUCAACCAUCAGGGAAAUAUACCUUGGAGAAAACAAUCUUUCUGGUGCAAUUCCACCCGUAACAAUAUUCCCUUCCCAGAUCACCAACCUUGAUCUUACAACGAAUAGCCUGACAGGAGGCAUACCACCAUCUCUAGGGAAUCUCUCAUCGCUUACAGCACUCUUAGCUGCAGAAAACCAGUUGCAGGGAAGUAUACCGGAUUUUAGUAAACUAUCGGCGCUACGGUAUCUUGACCUCUCUUACAACAAUCUUUCUGGAACUGUAAAUCCCUCCGUUUACAACAUGUCGUCAAUCACAUUUCUCGGUUUGGCCAACAACAAUCUUGAGGGGAUAAUGCCUCCUGGUAUAGGAAACACUCUUCCUAACAUCCAAGUUCUGAUUAUGUCUGACAAUCAUUUUCAUGGAGAAAUCCCUAAAUCUCUAGCAAAUGCUUCCAACAUGCAGUUCCUGUAUCUGGCCAACAACUCUUUGAGAGGGGUGAUUCCUUCUUUCGGCUUGAUGACAGAUUUGCGGGUCGUCAUGCUGUACUCAAACCAGUUAGAAGCUGGAGACUGGGCAUUCCUGUCAUCCUUGAAGAAUUGCUCCAAUUUGCAGAAACUGCACUUUGGCGAAAACAACCUACGCGGGGACAUGCCCAGCUCUGUAGCCGAAUUGCCGAAAACAUUAACUUCACUAGCUCUUCCGUCAAACUACAUAUCUGGCACCAUUCCUUUGGAGAUUGGAAACCUAUCUAGCAUAUCCCUACUUUAUCUUGGUAACAAUCUAUUGACAGGGAGCAUACCUCAUACUCUUGGCCAACUAAACAAUCUUGUUGUCCUUAGCCUUUCACAAAACAUAUUCUCUGGAGAAAUACCACAAUCCAUUGGUAACUUGAAUCGAUUGACUGAACUCUAUUUAGCAGAAAAUCAACUGACUGGAAGAAUACCUGCAACUUUAUCGAGGUGCCAACAAUUGUUGGCAUUGAACCUUUCAUGUAAUGCCCUUACUGGAAGCAUAAGCGGAGACAUGUUUAUCAAGCUAAAUCAAUUGAGCUGGCUACUCGAUUUAUCACACAACCAAUUCAUAAACUCCAUACCACUAGAACUUGGUAGCUUGAUAAAUCUUGCUUCUUUGAACAUUUCCCACAACAAACUCACAGGCAGGAUCCCAUCUACACUUGGUUCUUGCGUCCGGUUGGAAUCGCUUCGUGUAGGAGGCAACUUCCUAGAGGGAAGUAUUCCACAAUCAUUAGCAAAUCUCAGGGGCACCAAAGUGCUGGAUUUCUCCCAGAACAAUUUAUCUGGUGCAAUACCGGAUUUCUUUGGGACUUUCACCUCAUUACAAUAUCUAAAUAUGUCAUACAACAACUUUGAGGGGCCAAUUCCAGUAGAUGGAAUCUUUGCGGACAGAAAUAAGGUGUUUGUCCAAGGAAAUCCACACCUUUGCACCAAUGUUCCAAUGGAUGAGUUGACUGUCUGCUCUGCUUCAGCAUCCAAAAGAAAGAAUAAGCUCAUUAUUCCAAUGUUGGCAGCUUUUUCAUCUAUAAUCUUACUUUCUUCAAUCCUCGGAUUAUAUUUCUUGAUCGUCAAUGUUUUCCUGAAAAGGAAGUGGAAAUCCAAUGAGCACAUGGAUCACACCUACAUGGAACUGAAAACGUUAACAUAUAGUGAUGUAAGCAAAGCAACAAAUAAUUUUUCAGCAGCCAACAUAGUUGGCUCUGGGCAUUUUGGGACAGUCUAUAGAGGUAUACUGCAUACAGAAGACACUAUGGUCGCUGUUAAGGUGUUCAAGCUCGAUCAAUGUGGUGCAUUGGACAGCUUUAUGGCAGAGUGCAAAGCACUGAAGAACAUCCGUCACCGAAAUCUUGUCAAGGUUAUAACUGCAUGCUCAACUUAUGAUCCGAUGGGCAGUGAGUUCAAGGCUCUAGUAUUUGAAUAUAUGGCUAAUGGUAGCCUUGAGAGCCGGCUUCACACAAAGUUUGAUCGAUGUGGUGAUUUGAGUUUGGGAGAAAGGAUUAGCAUAGCAUUUGAUAUUGCUUCUGCUCUAGAGUACCUUCACAACCAAUGCAUUCCACCUGUUGUUCACUGCGAUUUGAAGCCAAGCAAUGUACUUUUCAACAAUGAUGAUGUUGCAUGCGUCUGCGACUUUGGUCUGGCAAGGUCAAUUCGUGUUUAUUCAUCUGGAACUCAAAGCAUAUCAACAAGUAUGGCUGGGCCAAGGGGGUCUAUUGGGUACAUUGCUCCUGAGUAUGGCAUGGGCAGUCAAAUCUCAACUGAGGGUGAUGUCUAUAGUUAUGGCAUUAUUCUUCUGGAAAUGCUAACAGGAAGACACCCUACCAAUGAAAUAUUUACUGAUGGCUUGACACUCCGCAUGUAUGUCAAUGCAUCACUUUCACAAAUCAAAGACAUACUUGACCCCAGGCUUAUUCCAGAAAUGACAGAGCAACCUUCUAAUCAUACCCUGCAAUUGCAUGAACACAAGAAGACAGGUAUAAUGGACAUCUGUGCUCUACAACUCCUUAAACUCGGUCUGCAAUGCUCUGAAGAGUCGCCAAAAGAUCGGCCAUUUAUACAUGAUAUAUAUAGUGAAGUAACGUCAAUAAAAGAAGCAUUUUUUGCAACGAGCAUUUGACACAAUAAAAGAGGAACACCAAAGAAUGAAGCACUGCCAAAUUUAUCUUCCAAAGUUUCUUUACUACUGCAGUAAGCUACAUAUGUUUUUACCGCUACAACAGGAUACAUUUGCACACUGUUAUUUACCGAUGCA
This is a messenger RNA of Oryza sativa Japonica Group (Japanese rice), 3414 nucleotides long. Its product is annotated as probable LRR receptor-like serine/threonine-protein kinase At3g47570. The record is from RefSeq and is a predicted model, not a curated record. Gene Ontology annotation, molecular function: protein kinase activity; protein binding; ATP binding. NCBI's taxonomy places the organism in Eukaryota, Viridiplantae, Streptophyta, Magnoliopsida, Poales, Poaceae. Gene Ontology annotation, biological process: protein phosphorylation.